AUGGCAUGUUGUGAGCGAGGGGUUCAGACCCUCGUGGCCAUCGUGGGGGCCUUCGCCGCGUUCAGCCUUAUGACCAUCGCCAUCGGCACCGACUACUGGCUCUACUCCCGCGCGUACAUCUGCAACACCACCAAUGUUUCCUCGGAUGAGAGCCAGAUGCAGCCCAAGAAAGUGAGAGGCGACCUGACGCACUCUGGUCUGUGGAGGAUCUGCUGCAUCGAAGGCAAGUGUUAUAAAGGAAGCUGUUUCCGGAUCAAUCACUUCCCAGAGGAUAACGACUACGACACAGACAGCUCUGAGUACAUCUUACGUAUAGUACGUGCCUCGAGCCUAUUCCCCAUCCUCAGCAACGCCCUGCUGAUGCUGGGUGGCCUGUGUGUCGGUGUUGGACGCAUCUACAGCGGCAGGAACAACAUCCUGCUCAGUGCUGGCAUCCUGUUUGUGGCUGCAGGCCUGAGCAACAUCAUCGGCAUCAUCGUCUACAUCUCGAGCAACGCCGGCGAUCCCAGUGACAAGAAAGACGAGGACAAGAAAAACCACUACAACUACGGCUGGUCCUUUUAUUUUGGCGCCCUCUCCUUCAUCGUGGCCGAGUCGGUGGGUGUUCUUGCCAUCAACAUUUACAUCGAGAAAAACAAAGACACACGCUUCCGAGCCAGGCACGACUUCAUCAAAACCAUACCCUCCUCUUCACCUUACUCCCGCAUCCCGAGUUACCGCCACAGACGAAGGCGCUCACGCUCCAGCUCCAGGUCGUCUGACCCAUCCCGUGAGCCCUCCCCGGUCGGGAUGAAGAUCGGUGGAGGUAGUGGUGGAGGAGGAGCAGGAAGAGGGUUGGGAAUGGGGUUGCCGAUGGGGGAUAUAUCCCUGUACACCCUUAGUAGGGACCCCCUGAAGGGCGCAAGUGGGACUGCAGGGCCCUACAGCCCUGAGAGGGACUCUGGGUUUUUACAAGUCCACAACUGCUUCCAGAAGGAUAUGAAAGACGGGGUGAACAGGAGGACGACGCCGGUAUGA
Molecule: messenger RNA, 1017 nt
Organism: Limanda limanda (common dab)
Lineage: Eukaryota; Metazoa; Chordata; Actinopteri; Pleuronectiformes; Pleuronectidae
Product: voltage-dependent calcium channel gamma-4 subunit-like
Exons: 4
Coding region: 1-1017 (338 amino acids)
Biological process (GO): positive regulation of synaptic transmission, glutamatergic; neurotransmitter receptor internalization; neurotransmitter receptor transport, postsynaptic endosome to lysosome
Cellular component (GO): AMPA glutamate receptor complex; voltage-gated calcium channel complex; postsynaptic density membrane
Molecular function (GO): channel regulator activity; voltage-gated calcium channel activity
Source: RefSeq, a predicted model, not a curated record